Zophobas morio is the source of this 637-nucleotide messenger RNA. RefSeq lists its product as uncharacterized. NCBI's taxonomy places the organism in Eukaryota, Metazoa, Arthropoda, Insecta, Coleoptera, Tenebrionidae. The record is from RefSeq and is a predicted model, not a curated record. Bases 29 to 571 code for a protein of 180 amino acids. The transcript is spliced from 2 exons.
UAUUCUCCAGCUGUAGAAGUACGACAAGAUGAACCCACAUACAUGUCAUCAUUGUCACCAUCAUCCAGUGCCAGAAGGUUACUACUGGCGAGAUUACACCGGCGAAAUACCUAACGAUGCAUUCCCGGGUGGACAUGAUUCAAACGGUCAACCCACCUAUAUUGGUCAAGCCUAUUUACCAAAUGGGGGCGUAGUACCGUCGAAUAUUUACCGUGGUCAAGCCGGUAUGCACUUACCCUCUAAUUGGAAAGCGAAUUACUCUGAUCUUGCCAUGAAAGUACUUUGUACUUCAAGCCCCAGUUCUCUUUCUUGGGUAAACGCCACUGCUUCGGAUAUACAUUUGGUUACAGCUGGAAAACAACUAGUCAUUGGGGGUUACCAUCCUGGUGCUAAGGGUACAAAAAAGCUGCUGAACGUUGGACGAGCGCUGCACCAAGGAGAAUUAAGCGUGGGAAAAUUGCUGGCAUAUGACGGAGGACCCGACAAAUUGCACUUUAUUGGUGGUGGCACAGAGAUUUCUGUGGCUUCGUAUCAAGCUUUAGUGCUGAAUUCCCCAAGUGGAUGUUGUUAGUUACUAGUACAUUAUUUUUUUCAUAUAUAUGUAACAGGUGUACAAUAAAAAUAUAUUUGGAGCAGG